ACGUGUUCGCUCGCGGUUCUGGUUCUUUAGUUAAGAAGACUUUGUUUUCUGUAGGAGGGUUUGUGCCAGCCCUCCAAGAAUGUCAUCUCCCACAAUAAACACUAUCCGCUUAGCAUUGGUGAGAAACGCGAAGCGACACAGUUAUCGCUGAGCUUCUCAGUGUACGCUGCCAAUCCCGUCCCCUGCGAUGCGAACGCUCUAUUCAAGUCAUUUGUGAUAGUCUAUUGACGGAGUUCAGACACCAGUUAGCUGUGCUCGCCGUGAAAUGGGUGUUUGUAUGUUUGACCACGUGGUGUUAUCGCUUAUGGAUAUUACAGAACUCGCGAAAUCUCAAGGAAAUUACCGCAGUGGAAAAUUGACUUAAUCACUGUAGGCAUUAAGUGGAUACCGGCCCGCAGAAAGAAGGAAAACACCGAUAGAUUACUAAAGCGAUAUCAGCCGAGUCGGCGGUGCACGUGAAAUAGACAGGCGAGCGGCGUGCAAUUGACAUGGGGCGAUCCAACUUGGAAACCACGUACUAUAGGGGUUGUUUGUGAAAUGUACACGUGCUGGAUCAGCUGUGACUCUGGUAUGGAACCUUUAUGGUGCUAUAUUCUGUGAAUGUCAAUUUCAGACAUGGAGUACCGCGUGGAUGUACUUCUUCUCAUUUCGUUCAUAUCGGAGACAAUUACAGCAAUUGGCAUAGAUUACAACUGGUCGACGCCCGUCCCCCUGCCUAGCUUCUUCCCCUCCCCGACAAACUUCACCUACACCGAGGGGGACCUCGCCAGACUGGAGUGCGCCAUCAACAAUCUCAGUACCAAAAAGGUCAUUUGGAGGAAAGGCUCAGAUCCGAACCCGCUCACCAUAGGAAAGAGGACAUUUGUAGACGACAAGAGAGUUAUCAUAGAACACACGCCUCUUCAUCGGAACUGGAACUUAUUGAUCAAGCGAAUUCAGCUGGAUGACGAAGGCAUGUACGAGUGCCAGGUUAGCUCCAAAGCGAGACACUUGAGGCACCACGUGUAUCUAACAGUAUUACCAAGUGAAACUCCGAUCAAACACAAACCAGAUGACGUUCCCAAAACACACAAUGGCUCUGGUUUGAUAUAUGACAUCCGAAUCAGCGGGGAGAAGUAUGUUGAGAAAGGCCAGAUGAUAAACCUCACGUGCAACGCCACUGGAGAAGAGCAUCCCCCCGAUGACCUCGACUGGUUCAAAAACGGGGAUAAACUUUCUUCUAGCAUCACGGAUCAGAUUGCUAUACAGAAACGUGUGUCCCUCACAACACGGACAAUUGUGAGCAUUCUGCAAAUCAGCAAUGCGGGUAUGAACGAUGCUGGAGUAUAUAUAUGUCGGACCUCGGACCUACAAAUCACCAGCGCUAGAGUUAAUGUAUUAAAUGCUCACACGUACAAUGUGAAAAGACAUGAAAAGGACAAGAACAAGGCGACGUCAGCCGCCUCUGGUGGUUCCCAACUUGACAAUGGGGCGCGACCUAACACUGCCCACUCUGUAAGCGUUGUGUUAACAAGUGCAAUUUUCAUGUUUCUCAACAAUGUCACGUGAACAUUCACUCCAACUAUAAACCAAUGGUUGUAUAUCUUCGUCAUACUUUCAUGAACACUCAGCAUUGCUCACACGCAACGGAGACGGAUUGGUCGAUGUUCCCAUGUUCAGACAACACUGUUAUAACGACUGUUGUGAUUGACAGUGAGAUUGACGAACAAAGCUUAACUCAGGGGAAAUGUGAUGAUGAUCAAGAAUUACAUCUUGAUUUGUUGAUUUCGUCAACAUUGACGUAUUCACAUGCGGGACAUGUACUGUCGGGACAGAUAAUUCAAGGACAUUUAAGCUGGGAUAUAAUGACACUCUCCCGACUUUUAUAAGCACGAUUUGUUUCUAAAGUGCAAUCAAUGUAUAUUUUAGAUAAGAAACAAAUAUCUGAUAUUUUUAACGACUGAUUAUCCCAUCGGUAGAACUAAACAAAACAGGAGGUUGGUUUCUGGUUCUUGAGCUUUCAUGUUAAAUGUGCUGACUUGACGCCCCUGUCCUCGUGAACAUAUGGCAUGCCAUACACCAGGAACACUGACACACCGUGUGUUACAGACUGCACAUCAGCAUAUCAUCAGAUGCAUGUCCAACUCACACAGCGGCACAGGACCAGGAUUAUAGUGCACAUGAUGUUUGGAUCGAAAAUGCAGGAAUUCAACACGAACGGAAAAGAAUCAGCUGUUAUCAUAACGGUUAACAAUCAAACCUCCGGUACGUGUCAUGUUUUAGGUGAACCUCAUAUCAUGUCAUUUGAGUAUAUGUGAUAAACCAUCAAGCCAGUGAAGACAAGCCACCGCGAUGAACAAACCACCAACGAUGACAAGCCACGGAAGUACCCGUGGAGGGAGAACAGUGUAUUUCCCGGAGCAGCCUUUGUGGUGGCGCUUACACGACAUCCACAGACGUAUGUGUACAUAUUAUUGAAGGGUGGGCCUGCCCAUCAUUGUCAGAAAGAGAUGUACAUAUGAUUACUGCUUAUUUAUGACCGACGAUGUCUCAUCCACGAAGGUUCUGAUGUAUGUAUAUACUAGUAAGUAAACGGGAUGUCGAGAUGCAUAAUCAUAUUUCAGACACCUUUUUAACAAAUUAGGUCUAUCUCAUUUUACACAGUGUGAAAUCCCACUAUUUAUGUAAGUUUGUAUAUACAUGUAUAUCACGCAUAUACUGUCAGAUGUUGUCUUUACGUAACACGUGCAAGAUUGUGAAAAGGUCAUGUUUUUAUAAUCUAUCCAACCGUUCCAUAGUUUACUUUCUGAUUAAUUGUACCUGACUUUGCUGAACCUAACUUCAUGAUUCCUAAUCACUUUCAUCUGUCAUAUCCAGGUGAAAAUGUGAAGACCCUUGGUCUGCGCAGUCCGUGUUUCGAGCAUUUCGUUACAGAUAAGGGUACAUUUCGAUCGUGGUAUGUGUGGAAAUGUAGGUCUUAAAUUGUACAUGUUGGACUUGAAGGGUGUGUUAUGUACAAUAGAGCUGUCCUAGAAGUACGACCAAGUCAGGUGUCCUGCGUGAAAAAUUGAGAAAUGAUAAGAUAUGACAUUCACAUUACAGCGAUCGUGGUGAGAGGUACGGUAAACAUGAUCAAUUAAACGACGACUCCUGACUGUUAUUAAACAGGUUUAACUCCGUUCAUUUAGCAUCUUGUGAUGUAUCUGCUUAUAAGGUUGCCGAUACUGUUAAUUACAGUGUCACACAAGACGUCAUCAUUUCCGAUAUACCACUACAGGAUCAGAUAGAGACAUCUCGUGCACGCUGCUCAGUUCUCAGUUCCGUCGCUGCAUUGUUGUCAAAUUACAGUCAACUUUAAGUAUAACUCAAAACUUUACCCUGCUUCGUUUUAACUUAUAAUCUAUAGCCACGCUUUGGAAAGUGGCGCAUUCAUAGAAGUAUUUUCUUUACCCGUCUUGAUAAUAUCAGGAUGUGAAAGAACCGAAUAUUCAGACUGCUGUCACUUUCUGACACUUCUGAAAGAAGCUCACGUUAGACAUCACACAAACCAGGCUGCACCUGGACUAGAAUGGAGUCAUUAUAUGUAUAUACAUAUUUAUAUUAUGUUGAUAUUUAAUAAAUAUUAGAAAUAAAAAAAUGAGCAUC
Molecule: messenger RNA, 3624 nt
Organism: Haliotis rufescens (red abalone)
Lineage: Eukaryota; Metazoa; Mollusca; Gastropoda; Lepetellida; Haliotidae
Product: kin of IRRE-like protein 2
Exons: 8
Coding region: 601-1548 (315 amino acids)
Biological process (GO): synapse organization
Cellular component (GO): neuron projection membrane
Source: RefSeq, a predicted model, not a curated record